This is a messenger RNA of Malus domestica (apple), 1580 nucleotides long. RefSeq names its product mitogen-activated protein kinase kinase SIPKK-like. Gene Ontology annotation, biological process: MAPK cascade; protein phosphorylation. The record is from RefSeq and is a predicted model, not a curated record. Lineage: Eukaryota; Viridiplantae; Streptophyta; Magnoliopsida; Rosales; Rosaceae. Gene Ontology annotation, molecular function: ATP binding; MAP kinase kinase activity.
UCGACAUUUUGUAAAUUCCAAGAGAUUGACUUCAGCUCAGAGUCUGUGAAGACCAAACACAGAAACACCAGAAGAAGUGCUUCGACGAAGAACAAUAAGCAAAAACAAGAAAAGCUCACAUAGUCAUGAAGACAGGAACCUUAGGACCCAACCUCAAGCUCACUCUCCCUCCUCCUGAUGAAGUUUUCAUCUCUAAGUUCUUGACUCAAAGCGGCACGUUUAAGGAUGGCGAUCUCCUGGUUAAUAAACAAGGGGUUCGGAUCGUUUCUCAUAGAGAAGUUGAAUUUCCGCCACCUAUUCAAGCAUCGGACAACCAGAUGAUUUUAGCCGACCUCGACUCGAUUAAAGUUAUUGGCAAGGGAACUGGUGGGGUUGUGCAAUUGGUUCAGCACAAAUGGACUCGCCAGUUUUUUGCAUUGAAGGUAAUUCAGAUGAACAUUGAAGAGUCUAUCCGCAGGCAGAUUGUACAGGAAUUGAAAAUUAAUCAAUCAUCACAAUGUCCAAACAUUGUUGUAUGUUACCAGUCCUUCUACGAUAAUGGUACCAUUUCAAUCAUCCUAGAGUACAUGGAUGGUGGGUCUUUGGCAAAUCUUCUGAAGAAGGAAACGAUUCCAGAGUUUUAUCUUGCUGCCAUUUGUAAGCAGGUGCUGCAGGGUUUGUGCUAUCUUCAUCAUAAAAAGCACAUCAUCCAUCGGGACUUUAAACCUUCCAAUUUGUUAAUCAAUCAUAGAGGAGAAGUUAAGAUAACGGACUUUGGUGUGAGUGCAAUAAAGGCAAGCACGUCCGAACAGGCAAAUACUUUCAUUGGCACAUACAACUAUAUGUCGCCAGAGAGAAUCGCUUGUCGCAAUUAUAGCUACAAAAGUGACAUUUGGAGCCUGGGGUUAGUACUGCUGGAGUGUGCAACAGGUCAAUUCCCAUAUGUACCACCAGAUCAAAGUGAAGCAUGGUGUAACUUUUUUGAACUUAUGAGUGCCAUCGUUGAUGAACCAGCACCUUGUGCCCCUUCCGAUCAAUUUUCUCCAGAGUUCUGCUCAUUUAUUUCUGCAUGUGUACAGAAAGAUCCGAAGGAUAGACCAUCAGCUCAAGAUCUCCUGAGACAUCCUUUCAUCAACAUGUACGAUGACUUGCAUAUUGACCUUUCCUCUUACUUCACCGAAGCAGGAUCUCCCCUUGCAACAUUUUAAAACUAGCUGGUAUAUUCACAUCUGUAUUUGGUUCCACAUCUUGGAUUCACUGUUGAAACUGAAAUACGAAAAUUCAUUGCUUUUCUUUGUUAGUGUAAUUUGGUCUCGUGGAUGAAGACAGUUGCGGAAAUGAAGAAUCACUGCUAUGGCAUGUCCUCGAUAGUAUAUUUUUUUUUCUACAGAAUAUCCUUUUGUAUGGUAGAUGAAAAUUAAGCCUCUUUUCUUUGUUAUGCCGUUUUCUGUUCAAAUGUUUAUACCGUACUCAUUUUUUUCUUGAAGCUCCUUUACGCGAGAUGUUUGAAGUUUCGUCUUGCUUACCAAGAUUGAAUUAGAACUGUAAUCUAAUGUAUGCCUAGAGACCUUGUUCAACGAAAGAUUGGAUUGUGGAAUGAC